GAGAGCGCAAGUGAGGCCAUGUUCCAGCCUCAGCCAACGCCUUUCGCGUUCCACGCCUCGGCACAUAACGCGUACUCUCACCCUCAUCCCCACGGUCAAGCUCACGGUCAAACGUACAUCCAGCCCCAGGGCGGCCCGCUGCAGGACCACCCGUCUCAGAACAGCGGAGGCUAUGGCAUCAGCGCCGGCGAAGAGGGGUAGGAAGAGUGGAGAUGAGGAUGAGGAUGGGUAUGGUGGGCGAUGGUGUCGGAGGAGGUGCAUCUCACGACGUCGGCAUUGGUACAAGAAUGGGCGGCUCACACUACGGCUACUCGUCGUCAGCAAGAGAAGAGAGAGCCGGUUCUGGUUCUGGCUCUGGUUCUGGAUCUGGUGGUCGAGGCCAAGGUCAUGGACCAAGUCAAGCUCAUGGCCAAGCUGGAGGUGUUGGAGGUUCUGGCAUGGGAGCUGGAGCUGGAGCUGGAGUGGGUUCGUCAUCGGGUGCAUCGUCGGUGGGACUGGACAGCAUGGGUAACCCCCUGGUGAUGGGCGGCGGCGGUGGUGGUGAUGGUGGCGGCGGCGGCAGGCUAGGGCUGGGGAUGGGCAUGGCACAGAUGGGCAUGGGCAUGGGCAUGGACAGCCUGAACGGCAUGGGUAUGGGCCUGGGCCACAGUGGGCUGUCCCUGUCGGCGCAGUCGCAGCCGCGGUCGCAAUCACUGUCACAGUCGCUAUCUGGUGUUAUGGGGAUGGGAGGGGAAGCUGCAGGCGCACACAGCCUGAUUGCUGCGUCGCCGGCCAGACCUGGAACCUCGCUAACAACGGCGCAACACCAGCACCAGCAGCAUCAGCACGGGCAGCAGCAUCAAUACCAGCAGCAGCGUCAACAACAGUACCGCGAGCAGCAACAGCAGCAAAGACAACCAGUCCCAACAACAGCAGCAGUAGCAACAGCAGCGGGAGGGACGUUGGCGACAACACCAACAGCAGCCACGGCGCCUGUUGUUGGCCCCGGCCCAGGUGCCGGCCGGGUUCCAGCUGUCACCACCACCACCACCAACACUCCCGCAUCGCGUGCAGUUCAGGUUCCAGUUCAGGUUCAGAGUCAGGUUGCUGCACUUGCACAUCAUCAUCAUCAUCAGCAGCAGUCUCAGUCUCCUUCAUCUACCUCCCCUCCUCCAACCACCACCAACACCAACGUUGUCUCUGGCGUUUUCGCCGUGGCUUCGGCUGCUACUUCUGCUGCCCACUUGCACCUUAACCACCAUAACAGCCCCGGCGCUGCGUCUGCCUCAUCCUCCUCCGCGUCUUCUUCCUCCUCCUCCUCCUCCUCCUCCCGCUCCCUCUCCCGCUCCUCCCUGCCCCAUUCCCAUUCUCAUUCUCAUUCCCAUUCGUCCUACGCUUACUCCCACGCCAACCUUUACUCCAACCACAACCACCUCCACGGACACGUCCAGCAACAACACCCUCCUCCUCAUCCUCACCCCGGCGCCUCUUCUUCGACAACAUCCUCUUCUGCCUUUUACACCACAAGCUCCAACGCCAACCCAGGCUUCGCAAACACCGCCGCCGCCGCCACUCCUGAUCACGCCCACGCCCACGCCCACGCCCUCGCCGUGAGCACUCGUCGUCCUUCCGCCAUGGAACCCGGCGACCCCUCCGACGUUGCCGCCCAAGAAGCCGCCGCUCGGGAUUAUCAGCCACAGCUCGAGGGUUUAUUGGUGGGCGACAAGAUCACAAGCGACGCCAUAACCGACGAGUACGCCAAGGCUGAUGAAAUCUACAUCGCAAAGACCAUCAAUCUCCCCCAGACAUACUCUCACUACCGCCCUGUUCAAGCAAUCGGCUUCUCCUACUUUGAGCAUCUCAUCAAUAAUGGCGACCAGCACCAGAUCCUCGGCGAGGCCGCGCGCAUCACGAGCUUAAAUCAGUACCUCCUCAAUGUUGGCUGCUACGAUCGGAUGUUGUUUGAGGACAUGGUGGACGAGACGAUUGGCUUGCUCAAAGACGUUGCCCAGAACAUUGCCAACCCACAACUGGCCAUGGACAUCAUGGUCCAGCGCUUCAAUGAUCAGGGCUCCUCCAAUGCCAUAAUCUAUCACCUUCGACUGUUGGCGCUCUCAUGGCUCAAGGGAAACGUCGAGCUUUACGAACCCUUCAUCCCCGCCGAGACGGGUAUCAUCGGCUAUUGCGCCGAAAUCGAGCGCCCAAACAGAGAGAUUGACCAUCUCGGCAUCAUUCUGCUCGUUCAGGUGCUGCUGAAGCCCAUCAACUUUGUGCUGGAGAUUGCCUAUCUGGAUCGGAGCCCGGGAAAUCAGGUCAAUAUUUACCGCUUCCCCGACGAGGCUAAUGGCCAGGACCCCUCCACUCUGGGACCCAUCAUGUACUUGCUUUACCGGCCCGAUCACUAUGAUAUCCUAUACAAGUCACCUCCGAACCCGGCACCCUUGAAUCUCCAGGUUCACCGGGUUGGUUCCUUUUCUCACUCGCAAGAGAUUGCGAGCGUGGGUCCCUCGUUGCAGAACUAUGCCCUCGACUAUGGCCCUUUGGCCAUGCUGCCCGGAUUCGGUGGGCCGCCCUCGGGCUUGUCAUCGGCCUUGUCUUCACUCGGCUCGCCCACAUCCGCCUCUCCGCUGCCAGACGCCUACGACCCUUCACCUCAGUCCCCCUGGCUCGCGACGCCGUACUCUGAGCAUAUUCAGCAGCAGCAGCAGCAGCAGCAGCAGCAGCAACAGACGGCACCUGCCUCUCGACGGCAGUCCCAAGCGCCAGCUCGACCACAACAGUCGACGCCCGCCCCUACGAAGCCAUCUCAACCCGUGGACUACCAGCUCAGGUUCAGUCAUCAGUGCUGGCAUCUCAACAACACCAACUCGGCGCAACCGUCAGUGAUACCAGGGCAGACAGGGUUCCAAGAACCCAGCUUUACUACUGCAAUGUUCAAGAACAGCCAUUUCAACAAGGCGCAUUACAAUAAUCCCCACUUUCAUCCCGAGGAGUGGACUCCUGACGAUGAUGGCCACCACGAGAGGCUGCCAGCGCCCAAGAAGAAGGGAAGGGUCAGGUCAGAUCACUAGGCAAUCACAACAAACGAUGG
Molecule: messenger RNA, 3070 nt
Organism: Colletotrichum phormii
Lineage: Eukaryota; Fungi; Ascomycota; Sordariomycetes; Glomerellales; Glomerellaceae
Product: peptidase C65 Otubain-domain-containing protein
Exons: 5
Coding region: 213-3050 (945 amino acids)
Biological process (GO): protein K48-linked deubiquitination
Cellular component (GO): nucleus
Molecular function (GO): ubiquitin binding; cysteine-type deubiquitinase activity
Source: RefSeq, a predicted model, not a curated record